This is a messenger RNA of Hemiscyllium ocellatum (epaulette shark), 1247 nucleotides long. RefSeq names its product uracil phosphoribosyltransferase (FUR1) homolog (S. cerevisiae) (gene uprt). The transcript has 7 exons. Bases 165 to 932 code for a protein of 255 amino acids. NCBI's taxonomy places the organism in Eukaryota, Metazoa, Chordata, Chondrichthyes, Orectolobiformes, Hemiscylliidae. The record is from RefSeq and is a predicted model, not a curated record.
GGACAGCGCGCAGCAGGAAGGAAGAAACAGGCACACGAAGGAAGGAACGUGGAUUAAUCUUCACUGUUCCCCCUUUCCUUGAUGUGUCUGCCUCGGGUUUAAUCUUGCGGAGACCCUAGAGGUGCAGAGGGUCCGCGGGGUGGGGGGGGUUUGCUGAUGGGAGGAUGAGAAGGGAAGGUCGGCGCCUGUCUAUGGAAGCUGACUUUCCUGCAGCCAGCAUCAUGCCGUGCCCGAACAACCCGCAGCAGCUCAGCUCCGAGCAGAGCCCCUCGCUCGCCAAGAGAGUGAGAUUCGCAGCCAGCCCGGAGCACGAAAACAUCGGGCACCAGCUCAAACUGCUGCCCAUGAACGACCAGAUCCGAGAGCUGCAGACCAUCAUCAGGGACAAAACAACUAGCAGAGGGGACUUUGUAUUUUGUGCUGAUCGCUUGAUCAGACUAGUGGUCGAAGAAGGACUGAACCAGCUUCCAUACACUGAAUGUACAGUCACAACUCCUACAGGCUAUAAGUAUGAUGGAGUGAAGUUUGAGAAGGGAAACUGUGGCGUUAGUAUUAUGAGAAGUGGUGAAGCAAUGGAACAAGGUUUGCGAGAUUGUUGCCGAUCAAUACGAAUCGGAAAAAUCCUAAUACAAAGUGAUGAAGACACCCAAAAGGCAAAGGUGUACUAUGCUAAGUUCCCACCUGACAUCUACCGCAGGAAAGUGCUUCUCAUGUACCCAAUAUUGAGUACAGGCAACACAGUUAUUGAAGCUGUGAAGGUUCUGAUUGAGCAUGGAGUGCAGCCAAACCAUAUAAUCUUACUCAGUCUUUUUUCAACACCACAUGGUGCAAAAUCUAUUAUUGAAGAAUUCCCCGAUAUCACAAUUUUAGCAACAGAAGUACAUCCAAUCGCACCCACACAUUUUGGACAGAAAUAUUUUGGUACGGAUUGAAGUCAAGACCAGAUCCUAAUGAAACCUUUGAAUAUUUUGCUGCUUCAAUAACAAAGGCUUAGUUUUAUUUUAGUGUGUUUCCCCUCUUCCAAACCUUUUCAGGACAAGUCAAAAUGUUAACCAGCUUAAUGUUGACAUCUAGAAGAACGACCUAAACUAUUUGCCUUAACUUCUUUUCCUCAGUCAUUUGUGUAAAAGUCGGUUCUAAAAAGCACAUUCCAAUUCUUUCAAAAUGUUUGCACUGUGCUUGCAUGCAUCAUUGUCAUGUAACCAUUGUAGCCUAUUUAUUGUUUGUAUUUAGAGGCAGUGCCUAAU